Molecule: messenger RNA, 888 nt
Organism: Lachancea thermotolerans CBS 6340
Lineage: Eukaryota; Fungi; Ascomycota; Saccharomycetes; Saccharomycetales; Saccharomycetaceae
Gene: RPL5
Product: 60S ribosomal protein uL18
Exons: 1
Coding region: 1-888 (295 amino acids)
Biological process (GO): translation; ribosomal large subunit assembly
Cellular component (GO): cytosolic large ribosomal subunit; ribosome
Molecular function (GO): structural constituent of ribosome; 5S rRNA binding
Source: RefSeq, a predicted model, not a curated record
AUGGCCUUCCAGAAAGAGAUCAAGAGCUCUGCGUACCACUCGCGUUUCCAGACCCCCUUCAGAAGAAGAAGAGAGGGUAAGACCGACUACUACCAGAGAAAGAGACUGGUCGCCCAGCACAAGGCCAAGUACUCUUCUCCUAAGUACAGACUGGUCGUGAGAUUCACCAACAAGGACAUCAUCUGUCAGAUCGUCUCUUCCACCAUCACCGGCGAUGUUGUCUUGGUCGCUGCCUACUCCCACGAGCUGCCAAGAUACGGUAUCACCCACGGUUUGACCAACUGGGCUGCCGCCUACGCCACCGGUCUGUUGGUUGCCAGAAGAGCCUUGCAGAAGUUGGGCCUCGACGAGACCUACCCAGGUGUCGAGGAGGUCGAGGGUGAGUACCAGCUCACCGAGGCCGUCGAGGACGGUCCUCGUCCAUUCAAGGUCUUCUUGGACAUUGGUUUGCAGAGAACCACCACCGGUGCCCGUGUCUUCGGUGCCCUAAAGGGUGCUUCCGACGGUGGCUUGUACGUCCCUCACUCCGAGAGCAGAUUCCCAGGUUGGGACUUCGAGGCCGAGGAGCUCGACGCCGACAUGCUAAGAACCUACAUCUUCGGUGGCCACGUCUCCCAGUACAUGGAGGAGUUGGCUGACGACGAUGAGGAGAGAUUCAAGGAGUUGUUCAAGGGCUACUUGGCCGACGACAUCGACGCCGACGCCGUCGAGGACAUCUACUUGGAGGCUCACGAGAAAAUCAGAGAGGACCCAUCUUUCAAGCCAACCGAGAAGAAGUUCACCAAGGAGCAAUACGCUGCUGAGUCCAAGAAGUACAGACAAACCAAGCUGUCCAAGGAGGAGAGAAGAGCCCGUGUUGCCGCCAAGAUUGCCGCUUUGGCCCAGUAA